UGAACUACGAAGACAGCCAUUAUUUUUGCGCGCGCAAUGCAUUCUGGGUCGAUGACGCAUAUUGGUUGUGUCGGUUGUGUUCAGAACAGAGAGAGGUGAGCUAGUGGCGCUAUGUUUAACUGUAGCUACAUCCGAAAAGUGAAUAUAAUGCCACAUUGUGCAGCGUUUGGUUGUAAUUUCCAGUCCAAAGGCAACAGGGGAGUGAUGUAAGCCUCCACUCCUUUCCAAAGGAGAAGAAAAUAAGAAAAGAGUGGGAAGUUGCUUGCGGAAGAGUACAACUCCCUAAAGACCCACGGCUGUGUUCCCGUCACUUCAGCCCUGAUGCGUUUGAGGCAUUUAGUCGGCUAAAAGAGCUCACAGGUGCAGCUAGUUACAAGCGAAGACUAAAACCAAAUGCCGUGCCUUCAAUUUUCCCCCACAAGAAGCAUAGCAAGCGUCCGCGCAUAGCGAGUGAAAGCCGCGCUAACAAACGACAAAGGCAAGCGACUCCGGACACUCUACUGCUAGGAUGUAAACAACCCGCUCCUGCAGUCGCGGAAGACGAAUCAUCGGACACUACGCCGAUCAUGGAGGUAACCGACAAUCCACCAGAUGCUGUUAAUGAAUCCACUGUAACGUUAGGCCUACAGAGUUCUCCUAGUAUGGUUGAUGCAGCAACGCAGACGGAUGUUAACCAGUCGGAUGCAGCGGUACAGUGGCCAGCUGAUGUGGACUACCCGGUAAAAAAGGACCAUAGUUACACAGGUAAACAUGAAAUUGAGAUGGGCAAACGUGUACAGGAGGAUGACAUUGAUAACUCCCAGGAUCUGUUCCUCUCAAAUGAUGAACUUGGCGAACAGAGUCAACCACAGUGCAGUCACUUUGAUCCGGAAUACAUUGUAAGUUCAUCUGAGUUUUCUCAAAGCACCCAGGAAUCACAAGCUUCAACCAACACGCAUAAAGAAAUGAGGGUUUUUCUAGUUUUUGAGGAACAGUUAAACCAAUUGCUUCAGCGUUGUUUAAAGUGUGGCUCCCUGAUUGUCCAGGAAGAAGUGAAAGAGUUAAAAAUUGAAGGAUCACAGUUGACACUUGAGAUCACAUGUGCUAACAACUGUAGUUACAGAUGGCAGUCUCAGCCUACUCUGAGUGGGACCAAAGGGACAGGAAACCUGCUUUUAACAGCAUCAGUUUUCUUCAGUGGCAUCCGUUUUGCUAAAUUUGAGCAUUUCUGUAGUAACAUGAACCUCAAAACAAUUAGUGAAGACACAUACACAUCACUGAGGAAGAAGUUUGUGUUUCCUGUCAUUCAAAAAACGUGGAUUAAAGAGCAGAGUACAGUGUUAUCUACAAUGAAAUCACAAGAAGUUGUUGUUCUCUGUGGAGAUGGCCGGUGUGACUCUCCGGGGCACUCAGCCAAAUACUGUACAUACACUUUUUUAGACGCACAAAGCCAAAAGGUUGUGGACUUCAAGGCAGUUUUUCAGGAUGGGGAGAGUGUUGGUGAACCCAAGUUCAAAAUCUCAUGGAGCAAAGUCCACAAGACAUUCAGAGCAAGACCAGUGCCUGUUGAAAAGGACUAUAGCUACAUGACAGCUAUGACUGCAGAUGUUCUCUCCUCUGUGUUAGAUUCAAAACAGGUCAUGGACAUGAGAAUUAAUCCAACACAUGUCAUGGCUCCACAAGAGAGACUAUCCAGAUCACAGAUCAUUUUCAAACACAGCAGUUUUCACGUUUCAAGUAGCUGCAUCAUUACGAACACAUGACGUACACACCAGCAUAGUUCAAAUGCACAGUAUCUUUAAUUUUUAAUUCUAGUCAAGCACACGUAGUACUUCAAACAUACAUUUGAUAUUGGAGUACAUGCAACAUUUUUUUUUAAACUAACAUUUAAUAUGAUAUCCUAUUUUGUUGCAUAGCUUGUUUUCUUGACAAAAUGCCUUCAAAUGUCAACUAUUCAGCUAUAGGUCAUUAAAAUCUCCCCAUGCCUCAUCUACUUCUGCAUGAUCAGUGUCUUCAUAUUCAAACCCUGUAUAGAUUCCACUUGGUUCAGAGUAGACGUUUCUUAUUUUGUUAACUGCACAUGAUGGAAUGGCUCUGCGGACUCUUCUCCCUAGCCAGCCAUGCAUCCACCAUGUAAACUGACGAUAUGAGGCAUAUCUGUAAGACCUAAAAGGCAGAAUUUUUAAAACAAUUAUACUAUUAUAAUUAUACUAUAUAUUAUACUGUUAUGAAAAAAUGAUUUAAGCUGUUUGUCUUAACCAUUAAAACAGCUGAAGCCGUCACUGGAAGCGCACAGUCCAGUUAACUUUUUUCCACUAUUUGUAGGCUACAGUGUAGGUAGGCUACCAUGUAGGCAUACUUAAGUAACCAUGUUCAAGUUUGACUUGCCUAUUAGUGACCUGGUUGCGAUUUGGUAGACCAGCACUAUGCCGGUCAUGGAGGCUGACAAGGGCAGCCCAUAAAACAUCUUGAUUGAGGCAAACUGCGUUAAAGUUUUCAUGUGCAGUGAUACACGGAGUAUCUGUAAAUAUAACCAAAGCAUCUUUUUAUAGCGUUUUACUAUAUAUUCUCAUCAGAAUCACAAUCAGCUUUAUUGGCCAUUUGACUCUGGUAAUCUUUGCUCUCAAAGUACAACACUCAGAAUAAAAACAUAAAGGACAGUAAGACAUAU
Xyrauchen texanus (razorback sucker) is the source of this 2650-nucleotide messenger RNA. RefSeq lists its product as uncharacterized. NCBI's taxonomy places the organism in Eukaryota, Metazoa, Chordata, Actinopteri, Cypriniformes, Catostomidae. The record is from RefSeq and is a predicted model, not a curated record. The transcript has 2 exons. The coding region runs from base 567 to 1742 and encodes 391 amino acids.